Messenger RNA from Saxophila tyrrhenica, 420 nucleotides. It is a transcript of the gene MMS2, whose product is annotated as E2 ubiquitin-conjugating protein mms2. Gene Ontology annotation, cellular component: nucleus. The coding region runs from base 1 to 420 and encodes 139 amino acids. Gene Ontology annotation, biological process: protein K63-linked ubiquitination; DNA damage tolerance. The transcript is spliced from 4 exons. The record is from RefSeq and is a predicted model, not a curated record. NCBI's taxonomy places the organism in Eukaryota, Fungi, Ascomycota, Dothideomycetes, Mycosphaerellales, Extremaceae.
AUGGGCGCGAAAGUCCCACGCAACUUUCGCUUGCUCGAAGAGCUGGAGAAGGGCGAGAAGGGCUUGGGUGCUGAGGCUUGCUCGUAUGGCUUGGACGAAGGAGACGAUCUGCUCAUGACGAACUGGAACGGGACGAUUCUUGGGCCACCACAUAGCGUACACGAGAACCGCAUAUAUUCCCUCAAGAUCCACUGCGGGACGGACUACCCAGAUAAGCCGCCGGAGGUGACGUUCAUCAGCAAGGUCAACUUGCCUUGCGUGAAUCAGAGCACCGGCAAGGUCGACCUGAGCAAGCUACCAAGCAUCGCCGUGUGGAAGCGCGACUUCACCAUGGAGACUAUUCUCAUCGAGCUUCGACGAUUCAUGGCGGCUCCGGCGAACAAGAAGCUCCCGCAGCCGGCGGAAGGGACGAACUUCUGA